This is a messenger RNA of Caenorhabditis briggsae, 363 nucleotides long. The record is from RefSeq and is a predicted model, not a curated record. The transcript is spliced from 4 exons. Bases 1 to 363 code for a protein of 120 amino acids. Lineage: Eukaryota; Metazoa; Nematoda; Chromadorea; Rhabditida; Rhabditidae.
AUGAAUCCAGCCAAUCAGAACAAUUUCCAAGAAUUGGAAAUAGCAUUCAAUUUAUUGGCCAGAUACAUUCCAUACUGGAAAGAUUUCAAGCAGACUGCAACAGCUACGGAAAUUUUAGUCCUGGCUCAAAGAUACAUCGAGCACUUGAAGGAUGUUCUUGAUGGGGUACAAACGUAUGAUGUGAAAACCGGAAAAACUCGAAACUUGGCUAUGGAAGACUUCAAAAACGGGGUUGGAUAUGAGUUGGAGCAGUUGCGUGAGCCAAGUAGAAAGCGUCGGGCGACGGAGCACGAACUGGAGCCAGAGCCAACCACUCUACAAUACGUCAUAACGAAGAAAAAGAGACCCAGCUGUUGUACCUGA